Argiope bruennichi is the source of this 2400-nucleotide messenger RNA. It is a transcript of the gene Hr96, whose product is annotated as nuclear hormone receptor HR96-like. Lineage: Eukaryota; Metazoa; Arthropoda; Arachnida; Araneae; Araneidae. The record is from RefSeq and is a predicted model, not a curated record. Gene Ontology annotation, biological process: negative regulation of transcription by RNA polymerase II; positive regulation of transcription by RNA polymerase II; cell differentiation. The transcript has 4 exons. The coding region runs from base 483 to 2045 and encodes 520 amino acids. Gene Ontology annotation, molecular function: nuclear receptor activity; RNA polymerase II cis-regulatory region sequence-specific DNA binding; zinc ion binding.
AGGAAGAAAUUAUUUAAACAGUUAUUAUUUAAUUGUAAUUAAAUUUCAAACGAAGAAAAAUUUAUUUCUAUUUUAUCCUUCCUAUUGUCUGAUUGGAUAUUUAUUCCAUUAAUUUUCCUUUCAAGCGUAUAAGUGAUAACAAGCGAACGAUCCUAUUACCACCCAAUUUAUGAUGACAUAUUUAGAUUCUCCAAACGUUUCUUUGUGGUUCGAGAUUUUCUACUGCAAUUCCAUUCAUACUUUUAAAACUUGUGAUGUAAGCAAAUGGAAUAUUCAGGUAAAUCGUAAGAAAAUGAAGGAGUGUUCAAAAAAUUAUUCUUGGCAAUCACGCUUUUUGACCUUAAUAGCCAAUAUGGCUAAUUCAGUUUCAUCCCAGCGCUCUACUGAUUGUGAUUUGAAAUGAUGCCUAUCUGUACUAUUAUGCCUUUCACACUUUUGGAAAACUUUUAAUUUGUUCAUUUGUGACCUUCAGUGUCUUAAAGAUGGCUGAAAUUGUUGAGAGGUCACGGAAGAAGGAUCAUAAGAAAUGUGGUGUUUGUGGUGAUCAUGCUUUGGGUAGCAACUUCAAUGCUAUUACAUGUGAAUCUUGUAAAGCAUUUUUUAGAAGAAAUGCCUUAAAACAAAAGGAAUUCAAAUGUCCUUUUGAGAACAACUGCAAAGUUGACAUGGUGACACGGCGAUUCUGUCAGAAAUGUCGUUUGAAGAAGUGCUUUGAAAUUGGGAUGAAAAAGGAAUGGAUCAUGUCUGAAGAUGAGAAGAAAGCUAAGAGAGAAAAAAUUGCCCAGAACCGUAGGAAGCGCAACAGCCAGCAAGCUCAGCUAUCAGAUAAGGAAUACACUUAUAUAAAAACUGAAAGCCCUGAUGACACUCAAACUGUGCUGAGUCCAUUGUCCACCAUGUCUCCAUUAACGCCACAAACUCCUGGAAGUGUUGGCAUCACAGCAGAACUUCCAAAAGCUCGGGUCUUCAAUCAUCAGCCCCUUACUCCAUCAGAUUGUGAAUACAGCCCACCAUCAAAGAUCCCUCAUUUGGAAAGUACAUCAGAUUCUAUGACUGAUUCAAGAUUUUAUGAAGAUGAGAACAGUACUAGCACCAUUGAUAGCAGUUCUGCACCCAUCAAGAAUGGUUCAACCAGGUGCCGUAAAAUUAGCAAUGCGGAAUGUAAAAGGUUGUUAAAUGCAGAUGAUACAAGUGCAUCAGAAGACCUAAAUACUGAUGAUAGUCUUUUGAUACCAAAAGUGAAUUUACCUGGUUUAUCUUCCGUUUCUUUUGAAGGUAUUCCUCAGUCAGCUUUUGCCAAGGCUGUGGAAAUUGAGUUUACAGAGCUACCUAUUAGAAACACUCUCAUCAACUCUAAAGAGCUUAAUACAAUUGAAAAGAUGAAGCUUCAGGAACUUGUGAAUGCCAAUGAGGUCCUGAAAAUGCCUUUGGUAUGUGGUCCCAAUGAUCCCAGUCUUAUCGAUGUCAUCAAUAUGACUGAUCAUGCCAUCAGACGACUUAUCAAAAUGUCGAAAAGAAUAAGCUCUUUCAAAAACUUGUGCCAAGAUGACCAAAUAGCCCUUCUAAAAGGAGGUUGCACUGAAAUGAUGAUUUUGAGGUCUGUCAUGUCUUAUGAUCCUGAGAAAGAAUGUUGGCAUGGUCCUCAAGGACCAAAGAUCAUGUCUAUAAAGGUAGAUGUUUUAAAAGAGGCAAAGGGGAAUUUAUAUGAAGAGCACAAAAGAUUUCUAACUUCAUUCCAUCCACAGUGGCGAGCUGAUGAAAACAUUAUGCUGAUACUUAGUGGCAUUGCAUUGUUCACUCCUGAACGUCCAAAUACAGUACAUAAGGAAGCCAUAAAACUAGAACAAGAUAGUUACUACUACCUUCUUCGACGCUAUUUAGACUUCAAAUAUGGUGUGUGUGAGGCAAAGCCUAUUUAUCUGAAGCUGAUACAGAAAAUACAAGAGCUUCACAUCUUAAAUGAGAAUCAUGUUCGUGUUUAUUUGGAUGUUAAUCCUAAAGAAGUUGAGCCACUUUUGAUUGAAAUUUUUGAUUUAAAAAAUUAAUUUGUUGUUGUACAUACUGUGCUUUCUUACAUUAGUUUUUUUGGGAUAGUUAUAUUUCAUCCUAACUUUAAAAGUUUUUCAUUUUUUGAUGUUUUCAUCUUUGCAUGUUCUUCUUCAAUACAAAACUUUACAUUUUGUUGGUAGGACAUUUAAAAUAAUCUUAUUAUAUUGCUAUAAAAUAAAACUUUGUUAUGGGAUUAGUAAGAAAGAAAUUUGAUGAUUUUUAUAGCAUUGCACUUCAAUAUUUUGUUUUAUCUUCUGUUAAUCACACUGUGAAUGAGAGUUACAUUGAGAUAUGAAUUAAAUAAGAUUGAAAUCAUUUGUGAUUUUUUUUUUUUUUUUUUUUUUUUUUUUU